Molecule: messenger RNA, 2636 nt
Organism: Lemur catta (Ring-tailed lemur)
Lineage: Eukaryota; Metazoa; Chordata; Mammalia; Primates; Lemuridae
Gene: ATF7
Product: activating transcription factor 7
Exons: 14
Coding region: 136-1587 (483 amino acids)
Biological process (GO): regulation of transcription by RNA polymerase II
Molecular function (GO): cAMP response element binding; DNA-binding transcription factor activity, RNA polymerase II-specific
Source: RefSeq, a predicted model, not a curated record
GCGCCUGGCCGGACGGGAGGAAAGUAUCUGCUCCGCUGAGGGGGGAAAGAAGGAGCUGGAGACAGAUUGUGGGACCCAGCGCGGGCGGGCGGGAGGUGACGGAGCUACCAGCGGCUCCGCUCUGCUAUAUGAAAUAUGGGAGACGACAGACCGUUUGUGUGCAAUGCCCCAGGCUGUGGACAGAGAUUUACAAACGAGGACCACCUGGCAGUUCAUAAACACAAGCAUGAGAUGACAUUGAAAUUUGGCCCAGCUCGAACUGACUCAGUCAUCAUUGCAGAUCAGACUCCUACUCCAACUAGAUUCCUAAAGAACUGUGAGGAGGUGGGGCUCUUCAAUGAACUAGCUAGCUCCUUUGAACAUGAAUUUAAGAAAGCUGCAGAUGAGGAUGAAAAAAAGGCUUCUGCUGGGCCUCUUGACAUGUCUCUGCCUUCUACACCAGACGUCAAAAUCAAAGAGGAAGAGCCAGUGGAGGUAGACUCAUCCCCACCUGACAGCCCUGCCUCUAGCCCUUGUUCCCCACCACUGAAGGAGAAGGAGGUUGCCCCAAAGCCUGUUGUGAUCUCUACCCCCACGCCCACCAUUGUACGUCCUGGUUCCCUGCCUCUCCACUUGGGGUAUGAUCCACUUCAUCCAACCCUUCCCUCCCCAACCUCUGUCAUCACACAGGCUCCACCGUCCAACAGGCAAAUGGGGUCUCCCACUGGCUCCCUCCCUCUUGUUAUGCAUCUUGCUAAUGGACAGACUAUGCCUGUUCUGCCAGGGCCUCCGGUACAGAUGCCUUCUGUUAUAUCGCUGGCCAGACCUGUGUCCAUGGUGCCCAACAUUCCUGGUAUCCCUGGCCCACCAGUUAACAGCAGUGGCUCCAUUUCUCCCUCUGGCCACCCGAUACCAUCAGAAGCCAAGAUGAGGCUAAAAGCUACCCUAACCCACCAAGUCUCCUCAAUUAAUGGUGGUUGUGGAAUGGUGGUGGGUACUGCCAGCACCAUGGUGACAGCCCGUCCAGAGCAGAGCCAGAUCCUCAUCCAACACCCUGAUGCCCCUUCUCCUGCCCAGCCACAGGUAUCACCAGCCCAGCCCACCCCUAGUACUGGGGGGCGACGGCGACGCACUGUGGAUGAAGAUCCAGACGAGCGACGACAGCGCUUUCUGGAGCGCAACCGGGCUGCAGCCUCCCGCUGCCGCCAAAAGCGGAAGCUUUGGGUGUCCUCCCUAGAGAAGAAGGCAGAGGAACUUACUUCUCAGAAUAUUCAGCUGAGUAAUGAAGUCACAUUACUACGCAAUGAGGUGGCUCAGUUGAAACAGCUACUGUUAGCUCAUAAAGAUUGCCCAGUCACUGCACUACAGAAAAAGACUCAAGGCUAUUUAGAAAGCCCCAAGGAAAGCUCAGAGCCAACGGGUUCUCCGGCCCCUGUGAUUCAGCACAGCUCAGCAACAGUCCCUAGCAAUGGCCUCAGUGUUCGCUCUGCAGCUGAAGCUGUAGCCACCUCGGUCCUCACUCAGAUGGCCAGCCAAAGGACAGAAGUGAGCAUGCCGAUACAGUCGCAUGUGAUCAUGACCCCACAGUCUCAGUCUGCGGGCAGAUGAUGCCUCCCCUGGUGGAGAGGUCCCCAGCCAGAGCUCGCCCGCCCAGGAGCCAAGAGAGAUGUCAUCUUAUCCCCUUCCAUCUGCCUUGGAUGUGGCAAUACGUGGGGGGUGAAAUUGUGUGUUGGGAGACACAGCCUAGAGAAGGUGGAUGAUUUAUAUAAAUUACAAAGCACGACAGAAGGCACGGGGACCAGAGCACAGAUCUGUGGACUGCCUUGGAGACAAGGUUCCUGGGCAUCAGGAGAGCACUCACCAGAGAACAAAAGAGACAGCAGCCACUCUUUGCAAUGCCCCACCCAUCCUCACAACCCGGCUUCUCUGCACCUCCGUCAGGUAGGAACAGACAAGGACCACGGUGGGAUGCAGGAGCCACUUCCCACAGAACCAACUACCCAUGGACUUGAUACUCCCUUUGAAGACGCAGUUAACUACAAGAUGUAAUGAGGAUGAAUGUCAGUUUCUAUGCCUGAAACCAACCAUGAGACAAAGCUCACAAAAAGGCCCACCCUGUGCUCGUUUUGGCAGCACAUAUCUAAAGUUGGAACGAUACAGAGAAGAUUAGCAUGGCCCCUGCGCAAGGAUGACAUGCAAAUUCGGGAAGUGUUCCAUGUUUAAAAAAAAAAAAAGGUUCACCCUAGCUUAGACUCCAUUAAUAAAAAUAUAGUAUCUGGAACACCCAGACCAAAACCUGCUCUAAUCUACAUAUCUAAAGUGUAAGUUGGUUCCUAGAUGCGUUGGUUUAAAGGAGGGGGUACUUCCCCUUGAGCAAAAAAGACUAUGGAGUGGAAGAAUGAAAUCUGUCUUCAAACACAUGAAAGAGAUGAGAAAUGUUCUGAGAGCUUUAAUGGAGCAAACUAAGACCCUUGGUAGACUCCACAGGGAGAUUGAAGCCCCUUGGCACAAGGAUAAACCUGUCCAAAGGCUGUCUCAAGAGAUGGUAAGUUCCCCAGGACUGGAGUGUACAAGGUAAUCACAGCUGUUUUUGUUUGUUUGUUUGUUUUUUGAGACAGAGUCUCGCUCUGUUGCCCGGGCUAGAGUGCCAUGGUAUC